AUGUUAUCACGUAGAGAUAAACUGUUGGUACAGCCGUGGGAAGAAAAAAGAUUUAAAGAUCAUAAAUAUAAAGUUAAGUCCGCAUUACCGGCCAUAGACGACCGCGCACCUGCCGCGCGACCACAUGUCGCUCUCAAGCUUAAGAAGUUCCAGUGUGAGAUGGACCGCAAAGCCAAGAUCCAAAACGACAACUUCAGUCUGCUACAGCGGCUUAACGCCAUCAUGAAAGUUAAUCGCCUCGACAAUCAUUGGACGAAGCCGCUGCCGAACUUUCAGCACAAAGUGGGUCAAUUUUACGAUGUGGAGGCGCUAAACAACAAAUUGACGGCGCGCUCUCUGGCCGAGACCUCGACAGAGCAGUCCUACAGCAACGUAAAGUGCUACGCUUGCGAGAAUAAAAAAGCUAAAACGCAAACCAAUGAAGGAAAACAGUACCAGAUGUUACCAGCAGACAAUGAAAUAAUUCCUUAUUUAAUUAAUAAAAUGAACUAA
Molecule: messenger RNA, 492 nt
Organism: Parnassius mnemosyne (clouded apollo)
Lineage: Eukaryota; Metazoa; Arthropoda; Insecta; Lepidoptera; Papilionidae
Source: the annotation of a GenBank genome assembly